Messenger RNA from Camelus dromedarius (Arabian camel), 1854 nucleotides. It is a transcript of the gene EPGN, whose product is annotated as epithelial mitogen. Lineage: Eukaryota; Metazoa; Chordata; Mammalia; Artiodactyla; Camelidae. The transcript is spliced from 5 exons. The coding region runs from base 101 to 562 and encodes 153 amino acids. Gene Ontology annotation, biological process: epidermal growth factor receptor signaling pathway; positive regulation of mitotic nuclear division; positive regulation of cell population proliferation. Gene Ontology annotation, molecular function: epidermal growth factor receptor binding; growth factor activity. The record is from RefSeq and is a predicted model, not a curated record.
CGCUUCGUGAAAUAUAAAUGCAAGAAAGAGAGCUCAAUAAAAACCUUCCAGCCGUCAGUCUAGGAGGAUAAGAGCAAGAUACUCUUAACAAGUGUGGGAAAUGGCUUUCGGAGUUCCAAUGACAGUCUACUUCUUAUUCAAUGCAAUGACAGCCCUGACUGAAGAGGCAGCCAUGACUGUAACAGCCCCAACCACAACCCAGCAAAGUAACUGGACAGUUAACACAACUGAAGCUGACUACACAGAAGGACCCAUUGCCUUGAAGUUCUCACGUCACUGCUUGGAAGACCACCACAGUUACUGCAUCAAUGGUGUUUGUGCAUUCCACCACGAGCUGGAGAAAGCCAUCUGCAGGUGUUUUACUGGUUAUACUGGAGAAAGGUGUGAGCACUUGACCUUAACGUCAUAUGCUGUGGAUUCUUAUGAAAAAUACAUUGCAAUUGGGAUUGGCGUUGGACUAUUAUUAAGUGGUUUUCUUGUUAUUUUUUACUGCUACAUAAGAAAGAGGUGUCUAAAAUUGAAAUCACCUUUUAAGGUCUGUUCCAGAGGAAGACCACUGUGAGACUGUAAGAAAUUUUCAUGAGGCAUUUGUAAAAAUCAGUGGGCCCAAGACUGAAAUCUCCAAGUGAAACAACACAACUUACCAAGCUGACUAGACUUGAAAAUAAUAGAAGUUGGGAUCAUGAUGAAACGAGAGAGUACAUGUCAACGUUGGUCCUCAGACUUGGCCAUCGUGAGGGUGCCAUGGGAGCCACGGGAGCAAGCUACAGGGACAGAAGUCAAGUCCAGAGUCCCACUCUGGGUUUUCUGCUUUUGUGUGGUUAUUGCUCUUACUGCAGAGAGACUGAGUUUUAUGCUUCCAACCAUGUCAGAUGUGAAUUUUCAUGGGAACAAUCAUCAACCUUGCAGCAAGUUACAGCAAUGCCAAGCUUGGGUUCUUCAUUGUGCUCGCCACCAUUAUUCUGGACCACUGUUCUACGGACUGAAUCCCAAAUAUGCUGCUUUCAUGAUGUCUAAAAGAAUGUGAUGUCAACUAUUAGGACGAAAUCAGUAUUAUAGCACCUCCAGGGAACAAACGUGUGCCUGAAGUUUAGCCAAGGAAAAGAAAAUUGAAUGUCCAAGGCAAACAUAAAUCAUAUCCAGCUGGUGAUAACACUGUGAAAUAUGGAAUAAGCUAAAAAGUUUCUAAUGACUGAAAGCUAUAUGGAUAUUGAGCCCUGAGUAGGCAAAACAUUUCUAUUUUUACAUGGAUUAUAAAGCUUUCUGUCGGACUCACUGGUCAUCGAAUGUUUAUGUUCAUCACUUUCUCCCACUGUUAGUGGAAUUACCUGACGACUAUCUAUUUGCACUUAAAUUCUAAAAUUCUACUAAUAAAUAAAGUUCUACAAUUGGUUCUGAAAUAGAAACUGAAGAAUUGGACACAGGAAUUUUUUCAGCAGCCAACAGCAUGUGGAAACUUUCUUUACCAUUUCUGAAUACUCGAUAGAGGAUGCACAUGUAGAGAUAGACAAUGGAACAUUGGUAGAAACACCAGUUUGGGAAUAUUAAGGUUCUUCCUCUUUAAUCAUAUUUCCUCCACCUAACUGGAAAAGUUUUGUGCAGGUCCCUUCAUUUCUUUGGGCUUUGAUUUCAUUUUCUACAAAGUCCUUCUGGCUCUAAAAUUUGAUAGUAAGAAAAGAGAGACAAUUUUCCAUACCUGUGUUGCAAGUGGGACUAUUCUCAGCCCAUCUCUGUCCCCACCCUCACCCCUAACUCAAAACACAUCAUUAGAUAUCAUCUUAUGUGUAUAUUUUAGUGUUUGAUUUGUGAAAUAAUAAUUUAAGAAUUUGUUUUUAAAGGAAGUAAAACAUGAAA